Molecule: messenger RNA, 858 nt
Organism: Vicugna pacos (alpaca)
Lineage: Eukaryota; Metazoa; Chordata; Mammalia; Artiodactyla; Camelidae
Product: low affinity immunoglobulin gamma Fc region receptor III-A-like
Biological process (GO): cell surface receptor signaling pathway; antibody-dependent cellular cytotoxicity
Cellular component (GO): external side of plasma membrane
Molecular function (GO): IgG receptor activity
Source: RefSeq, a predicted model, not a curated record
UCCUCUCUUCAAGUCAGCUAGGUCCCUGUAGGGCUCCGGAUAUCAGUGGUGACUUGUCUGCUCUAACACACAGCAUGUGGCAGCUGCUACUAUCAACAGCUCUGCUGCUUCUGGUUUCAGCUGGCACUCAAGCUGAUCUCCCAAAGGCUGUGGUGCUCCUAGAUCCUCAGUGGGACCAGGUACUCAAGGAUGACACUGUGACUCUGAAGUGUCUGGGGGACUACGCUCUUGGAGACAGUUCCACAAAGUGGUGGCACAACGGGAGCUUCAUCUCAAACCAGGCCUCCAGCUUCACCAUAGAAGCUAACGUUGAAGACAGUGGAGAAUACAAGUGUCAGACAAGCCUCUCCGCACUCAGUGACCCAGUGCACCUGGAAGUCCACGUAGACUGGCUGUUGCUCCAAGCCCCUCAGAGGGUGGUCAAGGAGGGGGAGCCCAUUUGGCUGAGAUGCCACAGCUGGAAGAACCGUCCUGUACACAAGGUCCAAUAUUUCCGGAAUGGCAGAGGGCAGAUGUUUUAUCAUUGGAAUUCUUACUUCAACAUUUCAAAAGCAACACUCGAACACAGUGGCUCCUACUUCUGCAGGGGGCUUAUCGGGAAUAAAAACGAGUCCUCAAAGGCUGUGGACAUCACUGUUAAAGGUCUAGAAAAUCCACCAUUCUUUCCAACUUGGCACCAAAUCGCUCUCUGCCUGUUGUUGGGACUCCUGUUUGCGGUGGAUACAGGGCUGUAUUUCUCUGUGCAGAGAGACCUUCGAAGCUCAAAGAAGGACUGGAGGGGUGCCAAAGUCACAUGGAGCCAAGGUUCUCAGGACAAAUGAGAGAAAUAAAAGCAGCAACUCUAAACCUCGUUCCAAA